UGGAAAAUCCAUACUAUUGCUUUAUGAGGUUAAAUUCCACAUCCAUUACCGAUUCUUCAGCAUAAACUAUCCCAACCAGUCGCUCCGGACGUCUGAAUAGAUUCAUUCGAGAAUUUUGUGGUUAUUUGGAGCACCUCUUGGAAAAUAUUUGUUCAUCGUUCCCCCCUGGAAGUAUUGCUGGUUUGGACUCUACCGAGGACCCGGGUUUACCCCUGUUUUGAAUUAGAAAGUUGAAUAAGAUCAAAAGUCAGAUCAAGGAUCUUCCAGUACCGACAACAAGGACAUAAUAUUCAUCCGAGAGACAACUUAAAACACUAAGAUGUAUCGAAACUUUGGAAACCAAGGGAGAGGCAACUCGUCUUUCGCCAAUAGUGACACCGGGUCGCCACACACUGGCUCAAGUUCUGUAUCUCUGGGAGCUGCUAGCACCUCAACCACACAACAGGAGCAGAAAUUCACCAUGGCGGGAAAUAGCCAAUUUGUACCAAGUCUCAACGCUAUCACCACCAACCAGGACCUCCAAUGGAUGGUCCAGCCUUCCUUUGGGUCUCCACCAGGCCCUUCACAGUCUCCAAGACCCUCUUUCCAAGCUCACUCAGGGAUGCGACCAAUGGGUCAAAGAACGUCCCAAACACAUUUUUACAGACCAGGGGUCAUCCGAGCUGCUUCCCACUCCACAGGUUCCACCAGGCGCAGAAAUGAUGAACACUUAUCACCAGAAGAGAUGGAGAGGCGGAUGAUUCGGAGAGAACGGAACAAACUGGCUGCUGCAAAGUGUCGUAACCGCCGCCGGGAGUUGACUGACACACUACAAAAUGAGACUGACGAGUUGGAAGGGGAAAAGUCCCGUCUUCAGAAGGAAAUCACUGAACUACAGAAGAAGAAGGACAAGCUAGAGCUCGUCCUGGAAGCCCACCGUCCCAUCUGUAAAAUCGAAGACUCCAGCUCCGACUCCGACUCCCGCCCACCGCUGUCAAUGUUGCAGGGAAUCAAGAUGGAACCAGAGAGCUCAGAGCAGCCCGGGCCUUCGUCAAAACCUCAGUCAGCAAAGAGGCUCGCCAAGCCCAAACCAAAGAUAACUAUCCCGCCCAAGCCCGCGACAACACUGGCUACUGUGAUCAGUGCCCCCGAAUCUGAAUCCCUCCACACGCCCAUCCUUAUGUCCACUCCAUCUUUUACUCCCUUCACCGCAAAUUUAGUCUUCACCUAUCCCUCCGCCCCUCUAGACAGCCUUGCCUCUGGUACAUCGCAUGCCACUCCUUCCUCCUCUUCCUCCCACCAUGCUAAUCCCCAGCACUCUCUCAACCUCGCCGCCCAACACUGUGGCAUAGCUCAUCGUCGUAGCAGCAGCAGCGGUGACCAAUCCGAUCACUCCCUUCACUCCCCGACCAUCAUCUCUCUUUGAUUGACAACUCUGGUGUCAUGGUUGAACAUUCGUUUACAGUAUCUCCUGGGGAAUAGAGUACAACAGCACAUAACACAUAUGAAAUCGAUCUCAAUGAUUACUAUGAUGUCAAUUCUGUUGCUUAUUUAGAUACCCCGCACCUACAUAUCGUAUAUUUUUUUUACUGUUUUUUUUUACUGGGCAUUACCUAGAUAUACUAUGCAUAUUACUGGGAUAAUAGGGUUAUAGUUACAUUUGUUUUAAGCAUAACCAUAGAACACGUUAAAACAUUUACUGAUACAUUUAUGAUGAAUGUAUUGAAAAUAUUUUUUUUUUGAGAGAAGCAUUUAUAUUUGACUGUUUAAUCUAAUUUUGCUGAAUAACAAAUGUGAUAACAUUACAGUGAAAUUCUUCCUGUACUGUGUUUCUCACAUUAAGGAAGUGUUGGCUAUUUAUACAAACCUAUUUUUUGUAAUAUGAUAGAAUUUAAAAUAAUUGAAAAGUAAUGAUUGACUACUUAGGCUGGACCUAGCAGCUCAUAUUCAGUUUUAAAAUUCCAAUAAUAUAUUUAUUUUGGAGAGCAUAAUAUAUUUUUUGAUAAAACUGUUAUUCUGACUAAUUGAACGUUUUUUUUGAUGUGAUAUGCCUUAUGCUUGACCUAUUUCAAAGCUGCUAUCUUUCAAAGUUGGUAAAAGGGUUUGAGAAUUGAUAGUGUGCAACCCUAGGGUCCUAAUGCUCAUUGUGUAACAUCAAAGUAGCGGAUGAAUGACACUUUGUUAAACUUUGUGGGCAAAAGCACCAAUACCUAUGCAGACUUCUUUGCUGUCCAACAAAAAAAACGAGGAUUCUCCAAGUGUGUCUCUGGUUAAGUGGACAGGACAUUGAUAGACACAAGUGUCAUAGAAUACAUGUUUCCUAAAGUUAAAUACAGAAGGAAAGAUCAGAACAAAUCAAGAGUCACACCCAUUGUAUUUAAAGCUCUUCAAUUCAUUAAGAGCAUAACCCAGCAAUAACAGCCAACAAUAAAGCAAACCUCUUUCAA
This is a messenger RNA of Gadus macrocephalus (Pacific cod), 2426 nucleotides long. It is a transcript of the gene fosl1a, whose product is annotated as FOS like 1, AP-1 transcription factor subunit a. The coding region runs from base 320 to 1405 and encodes 361 amino acids. Lineage: Eukaryota; Metazoa; Chordata; Actinopteri; Gadiformes; Gadidae. The transcript is spliced from 4 exons. Gene Ontology annotation, biological process: regulation of transcription by RNA polymerase II. Gene Ontology annotation, molecular function: RNA polymerase II cis-regulatory region sequence-specific DNA binding; DNA-binding transcription factor activity, RNA polymerase II-specific. Gene Ontology annotation, cellular component: nucleus. The record is from RefSeq and is a predicted model, not a curated record.